CUCACCUCGCUCUCAGACCUACAAGAUGUCCUCCAGGUCUCUGCUCGGCCUGGCCGUCGUGCUGCUCUGUCUGCAAGUCGAGCUGAAGGCCCACCACUGGAACGGUCUGUUAUUCCAAUUGCUGGGUGGGCAGCCAUUCUACUGGGGACCUCCCAUCCUGAGGAUUCCCUUCUUUAGCAACGAGACAGUGAGAGAUGCUGCAGCCGAUCAACUUCUCAACUAUAUGGGAGGGCGCAAGGUGACCAUACCCCUGACGAGGGGAUCAGGAGCUCCGAACCCCGACAGAGGUAACGUCCUCACGGUGGGACCUCGAGGGCCGAUCCUUCUCCAGGACGUUUCCUUCAUCGAGGAGAUGCAGCACUUCGACAGGGAAAGGAUUCCAGAACGGGUAGUACACGCCAAAGGUGGAGGUGCCUUCGGCUACUUCGUGGUCACUAACGACAUCACCCGGUACUCGAAGGCCACCGUGUUCUCGAAGAUUGGUAAGAAGACGCCCAUUGUGGUCAGGUUUUCCACGGUCAUCGGUGAAUCCGGAAGCGCAGAUACACUCAGAGAUCCAAGAGGGUUCGCCAUCAAGUUCUACACCGAUGAAGGUAUCUGGGACCUUGUAGGAAACAACACUCCGGUCUUCUUCGUCAGGGAUCCUCUCAUGUUCUUCUCCUUCAUUCACUCCCAGAAGAGGAACCCAGUGACCCAUUUGAGGGACUAUGAUAUGUACUGGGACUUCUUAAGCUUGCGACCAGAAUCUCUUAUGCAGGUGAUGAUCUUAUUCUCAGACAGAGGCAUUCCGGAUGGCUUCCGACACAUGAGCGGAUAUGGUUCCAACACCUUCAAGCUUGUAAACGAGCACAAUGAAGCUGUUUAUUGCAAAUUCCAUUCCAGGCCAGUACAAGGAGAAAGGAACAUCCCGGUGGACAUCGCCCAGAAGUUGGCUGGUAGUGACCCAGACUACGCCAUCAGGGAUCUUUAUAACUACAUCGCGGAGGGGAAAUUCCCGUCCUGGAACUUUUACAUUCAAGUCAUGACUUUCAAAGAAGCCGAAGAGUUCAGGUGGAAUCCAUUUGAUGUAACCAAGAUUUGGCCUGAAGACGAGUUCCCCCUGAUAGAAGUUGGCACAUUCACUCUGGAUAAAAACCCCCGCAACUACUUCACAGACAUCGAGCAAGCAGCCUUCAACCCAGGUAACAUGGUACCAGGAAUCGAACCCAGUCCAGAUAAAAUGCUCCAGGGAAGAUUGUUCUCCUACUACGACACACACUUGCACCGACUUGGAACGAACCACCUCCAACUGCCAGUGAACUCACCUUUCAGGACCCACGUGUUCAACACCCAGAGGGACGGUGAGAUGUGCUACAGGGACAACCAGAACGGAGCUCCCAACUACUAUCCCAGCAGCUUUGUUCACAUGCUCAACAGCAAACGAGCAAGGCCUCCACCGUUCUCUACCACUGGGGAUGUGGAUAGGUAUGACUCCUCGAAUGAUGAUAAUUAUAGCCAGCCUGGAAUGAUGUGGAGGAAUAUGACAGAAGGGGAGAGGAUGAGAUUGGUUAACAAUUUGGCGGAUCAUCUUCGCAGAGCAUCAGCUUUCAUUCAGGAGCGACAAGUUGGACACAUCUUUAAGGUAGACCAAAGGUUUGGUUCCUUGCUUGAGACUAAAUUGCAAGCUUUCUCAGCGAUAUGAAUAAUCAAAAACCUUUAAAAUAAAUAAUGAAAGGUAGUUUAAUUUUUAAAUAAUUAAGUGGAAUUAAAAUAAACACUUAAAAAUGUUCAAUAUUUUCUAGUGUAUUUAGUUUUAAGAAACAAUGAUUUGUGAUUAACUGAUUGUAAUUUAUGUCUACACAAAUUAUCAUUAGAGACUGUUUUAAUGCUUUAUAAAUUAUAAAUUUGUAUAUAAAUAAGAAUUAAAAUAUGUUGUAAUUGUUUC
Messenger RNA from Nezara viridula (southern green stink bug), 1924 nucleotides. The record is from the annotation of a GenBank genome assembly. Lineage: Eukaryota; Metazoa; Arthropoda; Insecta; Hemiptera; Pentatomidae.